UGCACCAGUUCAGUUCGCGUCUAUUUUGUACGCGAAACAGUAAAAAAAAAAGAAAAGAAAUAUUUGUACUAUUUUUCUAACAUUUAUACGCUUUUUAUAAAUGGAUAACCAGCCGCGGAUAAUGCUGUGAGGCCCCCUUUUCGAUCAUCGAUAGCGAAGCGCGAGCACCGUUCCCGAUUACCAAACCCCAAACCGAAUCGAAUGCGGAAAAUGAUGUAAAACGGGGGGAAAUCUAAACCAAAAGGCCCCACAGAGCACAGCCACAAAAUGGAAAGGCACUAGCAACAACAACACCAACAGAGAAGCGAUGACCAUGUCGUGGCAUUUUUGAAGCAUCGAUCUUAGUUCGUUAGCCAGCUUUCUGUUCAAGCCACAGGCGGAGAUCCAGUUAACCCGCCACCAGCAGAUCCAGCACCAAAUCCAAGUCCAAAUCCAAACCCCUCACCCGAUCCCAGCGAGCAGUUCAUGAUGCAUAUCAAAAGCCUGCCCCAUGCCCAUGCCGCUGCCACUGCGAUGAGCAGUAACUGCGAUAUCGUCAUUGUGGCCACCCAGCCCCAAACAACCAUUGCUAACAAUAAUAACAAUGAUACGGUUACCCAGGCCACGCAUCCCAGCCACAUGGCAGCAGCGGCGGCGUCAGUUCAGCAGCAACAGCACCAGCAUCACCAGCAGCAACAACAACAGCAGCAACAACAGCAGCCCAGUGGUCCGCCCUCGGCACCGCCGCCACCGCCGACGGAAUUGCCCUUGCCUUUCCAGAUGCACCUGAGCGGGAUCUCGGCGGAGGCGCAUAGCGCAGCUCAAGCAGCGGCCAUGGCAGCUGCCCAGGCAGCGGCGGCCCAGGCGGCAGCAGCCGAGCAGCAGCAACCAGCGCCACCGCAACAGUCUCAGCCACCGCACCUGGCACAUCUGACCUCGCACAGUCCGACGAUGUCCAGUGAUCACUAUCUGGGCACAAACGGGCAUGAGCAUCCUGGCGAGGGUGGGCCUGGUAGCAAUGGUAACGCCGGCGGCGGAGGACCCCGCGAGCUGGAGAAACCCUUCCACUGUACCGUGUGCGAUCGUCGAUUUCGGCAGCUGAGCACACUGACCAACCACGUGAAGAUCCACACUGGCGAGAAGCCCUACAAAUGCAACGUUUGUGAUAAGACCUUCCGUCAAUCGUCGACGCUGACGAACCAUCUGAAGAUCCAUACGGGCGAGAAGCCGUAUAACUGCAACUACUGUCCUAAGCAUUUCCGUCAGCUGAGCACCUUGGCCAACCACGUGAAGAUCCACACGGGUGAAAAGCCCUUCGAGUGUGUCAUCUGCAAGAAGCAGUUCCGCCAGUCCAGCACGCUCAACAACCAUAUAAAGAUUCAUGUGAUGGACAAGGUCUACGUUCCUGUCAAGAUCAAAACGGAGGAGGAGGAAGGGUGACUAGGACGGAUGGCGUUGGCGGCACACCACCAUCAGCACCAGCAGCAGCAACACCAUCACCAGCAGCAGCCUCCGCCUCCGCCCAGUAGUGUUGUCCUGGCAGGACACCACCACCACCAGCAACAUCAACAGCAAUCGCACCAGCACCACCAGCAGCAGCCUCCGACACCGUCCCAGCAGCAGCCACAGCAGCAGCAUCUGCAGGACGGCUCGCCGCACCACCACCACCACUUUAAUGUGGCCGCUCUUGGGGAUUUGUCCGGUGCAAUGCAGCUGGGCGCGGUGACAGCGGACGGUAGCUUUGUGACCAUGGGCGGUGUGGUGGUGGGCCGGAUACAGCAUACACGCGAGGAACUGCAGCAGCUGGGAGUGAUUAAGGUCGAAUCGCCAUCGAAUGGCGUGACGACAGCCACAACGUCAGCGGCGGCGUCGACGCAGCGCGAGGGAUGAGUCGAUGAGCUGCUCCUCGAGUACAUGCUCAAGGAGGAGAAUGUGGAUGAUGAGGAGGAUGUAGAGCAGCAU
This is a messenger RNA of Drosophila serrata, 1941 nucleotides long. It is a transcript of the gene Aef1, whose product is annotated as Adult enhancer factor 1. The record is from RefSeq and is a predicted model, not a curated record. Gene Ontology annotation, molecular function: DNA-binding transcription factor activity, RNA polymerase II-specific; RNA polymerase II cis-regulatory region sequence-specific DNA binding. Lineage: Eukaryota; Metazoa; Arthropoda; Insecta; Diptera; Drosophilidae. Gene Ontology annotation, biological process: regulation of transcription by RNA polymerase II.